This is a messenger RNA of Durio zibethinus, 1579 nucleotides long. RefSeq names its product Nucleotide/sugar transporter family protein. The record is from RefSeq and is a predicted model, not a curated record. Lineage: Eukaryota; Viridiplantae; Streptophyta; Magnoliopsida; Malvales; Malvaceae.
AUCGCCCUGCCAAUGGUGUAGUACAAGUCAACGUUGCCUUGCCGUGCUUUGAAGGUGCCCUCUCCAACGAUCAUCUUCCAAAGCACACAAAAAAAAAAAAAAAAAACGGAGAAAGGGAGAGAUAGAAGCAAAGAAAUGUCUAUGAUGGCGACGAAUUCGGUCAAGAACCCGAUUCUUCCGAUUUCGGAUCCUCCGAUGGACGAGGAAGAACAAAAACAAAGGCUUCUCAAAAGAGGAGACGACAAGAUUUUCAAAGGAUCCGCCAUGACCAAAAGAGGAGCCUACGCUGCCAUCUCUUACAUGUCUUGCGCUGUGCUUUUGAUACUCUUCAAUAAAGCAGCUUUAUCUUCUUAUAGUUUCCCGUGUGCCAAUGUAAUUACACUCUUUCAGAUGAUAAGUUCGUGUUCUUUUCUCUAUGCACUGAGACGUUGGAAGAUUAUAUCUUUCGCAAACAAUGAAUCUUUCGCCAUUUCUGAUAGCAACACGAGUUUGGUUCCCUUGAAGACAUUGAUUCAUACCCUUCCUCUUGCAGGAACCUAUUUGCUUUACAUGCUAGUCACAGUGGAGUCUGUUCGUGGAGUAAAUGUUCCCAUGUACACUACGCUUAGGCGAACUACUGUUGUAUUUACAAUGAUUAUGGAGUUUCUUCUUGCAGGACAGAAGUAUACAUCAUCGGUACUUGGAAGUGUUGGGUUGAUUGUUCUUGGCGCUUUUGUUGCGGGAGCUCGGGACUUGUCAUUUGACUUUUAUGGGUACUCUGUUGUUUUCUUAGCUAACAUCACCACAGCAAUAUAUCUUGCAACCAUAGCCCGCAUUGGGAAAUCUAGUGGGCUUAAUAGCUUUGGGCUUAUGUGGUGUAAUGGUAUAAUAUGUGGCCCGGUUUUGUUGUUGUGGACAUUUCUCCAUGGCGAUUUGAGUAGAACAAUGAAUUUUCCUCACCUCUUUGCACCUGGAUUCAUGGCUGUGUUGAUUCUUUCCUGUACACUCGCUUUCUUCUUGAAUUACACUAUAUUCUUGAACACAACUCUCAAUUCAGCAGUCACACAAACCAUUUGUGGCAAUCUGAAGGAUCUUUUUACAAUUGGACUUGGCUGGAUACUUUUUGGUGGGCUUCCCUUUGAUCUUCUGAAUGUUAUCGGGCAACUGCUGGGGUUUUUUGGUUCUGGUUUGUAUGCCUACUGCAAGCUUGUCGGAAAAUGAGCGGACAGGCUAAGAAAUAAGUAAUGUCUAAUUGUAGUUUACUAAUGGCUACUUUAUUUUUGCCCCCUUGUCUGAUUCGAUCGUUGAGCUGUUGCAAGAAAGAUACCAUUCUAAAAAAAAAGGAGAUUUAUGCACAGUGAGAAGUUGCUGAUCUAAAAAUUUACAUGAAAUUGAGGUCCGGUUGCAACUAGAGCCAAUGCAGUUGAUUAUAUAAAGCUCUUCUCACCCUUUUUGACUCUUCUUUUUUCCUCCCUCCUGGGGUUCAUAGGGACCAUUUUUUGGUGAAAAUGUGUAAAAUCUGUUCUAGGGAUCAUUUUUAUUUUCUUUGGUUUUAUGACAAAUUUCUGACAAUGUACUGUAGGUGGCUUUCCAUGUUUUC